AUGAAAAAUAAACCGAGAUAUUUUCAAUUAAACGAAGAUAAGAAAGAUAACCAAGUUCCAGCCCUGGAAAUAGCAAAAUUUUUUCUUUCUUUGGAUCCUAAGAGGGAAUAUUUUGUUAAAGACAAAAUGAUAAGAGUGGAAGGAAUAUCUAUGCCGAUGGCUGGCAAUCUCCGUCUUAAUAAACUACUCCAAAUUACCCAGAUGCUUUAUGUGGCCAAAGAAGGAAAAUAUUUAUUUCCGGAAAAAAUUUUUUUUUUCCUUCUUCGCUUAUUAACCAUUACUUCCCAAAAUGAAGAGGAAAUUAAAGAAGAUGAAAAGCAAUUUAUUUCCCAAUAUGAAAUUCGUAAAUUACCCGAUUGUUUAAAAAUUGACCCUUCUUUUGUCAGAAUACACCGUCAUAUAAACUUAAAAAUAACUAAAAGCAGACUGAUUAAACUCCUUUGUGAUAAGUGUCCGCAAGGAUGUUUUAAAUGA
This is a messenger RNA of Racocetra fulgida, 474 nucleotides long. NCBI's taxonomy places the organism in Eukaryota, Fungi, Glomeromycota, Glomeromycetes, Diversisporales, Gigasporaceae. The record is from the annotation of a GenBank genome assembly.